Molecule: messenger RNA, 1932 nt
Organism: Phycodurus eques (leafy seadragon)
Lineage: Eukaryota; Metazoa; Chordata; Actinopteri; Syngnathiformes; Syngnathidae
Gene: ddx52
Product: DEAD (Asp-Glu-Ala-Asp) box polypeptide 52
Exons: 15
Coding region: 19-1875 (618 amino acids)
Biological process (GO): maturation of SSU-rRNA
Cellular component (GO): 90S preribosome
Molecular function (GO): nucleic acid binding; RNA helicase activity; ATP binding
Source: RefSeq, a predicted model, not a curated record
CUUAGCCUACAGACCAAGAUGGAUGCCUUCGAGUUGUUUCAGAAACUCGGAGCUGGAGCUAAAUUCGACCUGAAAAGGUUCGGCCAGGACGCUUCUCGCUUCAAGGUUGUCAGGAAACAUGCGGGAGACGCAUCGUCCGACCAGCUCUCUGCGAUCGAUUACUUCGGCGCAGGCGUGACGAGUGGAGCGCAGAGCACAGCUGAGGAUCGAGACGAGGAGGAUAAACAGAGGGACACCGUGGCCAAAAAAAGAAAGCGACGGGAUGAAGAGAAAAGUGUGAAGAAAAAGUCGACAAAAAAGUUAACAGGCACUGUUGAUGUACAGAAGGAAUCAAAGCCUGACACGAUCGCCUGGACCUCCUCGCUGGAUGGGAAGAUCCAGAGCCAUCCGGGUGACGGAAAGGAGGAGAAGUCGCUGAAAAGGCUAAAGCAGCUUCAUCAGGAGAAGGUGAACCGCGUACGCGCUUGUCACCGCAUCAACGUGCACGGCAGUGACAUGCCGAACCCUGUGUGCACCUUCGAGGAGCUGCAGUCCGAGUACCGGCUCCACCCGCGGGUCCUUCAGAACCUGCGCGAUGCCGGCCUCAGCACGCCCACGCCCAUUCAGAUGCAGGCCAUCCCGCUCAUGUUGCACGGUCGCGAGCUUCUGGCGUGCGCUCCGACGGGAUCGGGCAAGACGCUGGCCUUCUGCCUCCCGCUGCUCGCUCACCUCAAGCGGCCCGCCAAGCUCGGCUUCAGGGCCGUCGUCAUCUCGCCCACCAGAGAACUCGCAAGCCAGACCCACAGGGAGAUGCUGCGCCUGUCCGAGGGCUCCGGCUUCCGGAUCCACAUCCUAAACAAAGCGGCUGUGACGGCCAACAAAUUUGGACCUCAGUCCAACAAAAAAUUUGACGUCCUCAUCAGCACUCCCAAUCGACUCGUCUUCCUGCUCAAGCAGGAGCCCCCCGCCAUCGACCUCAGCAGCGUGGAGUGGCUGGUGGUGGAUGAGUCGGACAAGCUGUUCGAGGACGGCAAGACGGGCUUCAGGGACCAGCUGGCCGCCAUUUUUCUGGCGUGCUCCAGCGCUAAGGUGCGCAGGGCGUUCUUCAGCGCCACCUGCACGCAGGACGUGGAACAGUGGUGCCGCCUCAACCUCGACAACCUGGUCUCCGUCAACAUCGGGCACAGGAACACGGCAGUGGAUUCUGUGGAGCAGGAGUUGCUCUUUGUUGGCACGGAAAACGGCAAGCUGGUGGCAGUGCGUGACAUCAUCAAGAAGGGCUUCCUGCCUCCCGUGCUGGUGUUCGUCCAGUCCAUCGAGCGAGCGCGGGAGCUUUUCCACGAGCUCGUCUACGAGGGCAUCAAUGUGGACGUCAUCCACGCCGAGCGCACACAGCAACAACGGGACAACGUAGUGGAGAGUUUCCGCUGCGGCAAGAUCUGGGUGCUGAUCUGCACGGCGCUGCUGGCACGAGGAAUCGACUUCAAAGGCGUCAACCUGGUGCUCAACUAUGAUUUCCCCACCAGCGCCGUCGAAUACAUUCACAGAAUCGGUCGUACGGGCCGAGCGGGACAUCGAGGCAGAGCCAUCACUUUCUUCACAGAGAACGACAAACCCCUCCUGCGAAGCAUUGCUAACGUCAUCAAACUAGCCGGCUGUCCCGUACCGGACUACAUGGUUGGCUUCAAGAAGUUACACAGCAAAGUGAAGAGGAGGCUGGAGAAGAAGCCUCCCACUCGGAGCACCAUUUGCACCACACCGCAGUUCAUGAAGAAGCAGCCCAAAAAAGUCCAGAAAAUGCAGCAAAGUGGAGGAAACAUGCAAAAGCGCAAGAACAAAACCGCAAGUUCUCUGAAAAAACAAGUCAGAAAAAAGAACAAGCAACAGAAGGAGUAGAAGAUGGACUUUAGAAACAGUUCAAUAUUAUUUGUUCUUUGUACAUCUAAAUAAAGG